Talaromyces atroroseus is the source of this 624-nucleotide messenger RNA. RefSeq lists its product as hypothetical. The transcript has a single exon. The record is from RefSeq and is a predicted model, not a curated record. NCBI's taxonomy places the organism in Eukaryota, Fungi, Ascomycota, Eurotiomycetes, Eurotiales, Trichocomaceae. The coding region runs from base 1 to 624 and encodes 207 amino acids.
AUGACCGCUUCUGCACCCCUUCUUCCUCGCAAGCCGUCGGACUUCAAACCCGUCAUCUCGAUUUACAAUCAUAUCUCAAUCGCCGCGCCGCCGCUCGCUGUCUUCUCAGCUGUUCUCAAUACUACUACCUGGUCCUCUUGGAACUACUACAACCCUAGUGCAACCAUUUAUUACCGCCCUCCGUCAAGUGUCCCCCAACCAAAACCAUCCUUUCUCGACACUGUUGCUGAAUCAUCAUCCAGCUUUCUUUCGCCCGGUUGCAAGUUCACAGAGUUUCACUGCAAGGAAGCAGAGGAAGCGGGUGUGGGGAAGCCUCAAAAUCUUGAAAUUGUAGCCAUCGAAGAGCUGCAGUCGCAAGAUGGGAAGAAUGGAUAUCGAAUUGUGUGGCGCUUGCUUGAUUGGUCGGACUGGCUGAUGAGAACUAGGAGAGUACACGAAUUUGUAGCAAGUGGAAAUGGGCAGACGGAAUAUAAUUCUUGGACCGAGCUCGGAGGGCUUCUGGCUUGGAUUGUCAAGUGGACAUCGGGGGAUCGAAAGAUGAAGUCUCUUUUCGAAAAGUCAUUUGAAGGCUUGAAGGUAUAUGUGGAAUCUGAGGGAAAUCAAGUCCAGUUUUUGGAUAACUAA